This is a messenger RNA of Orycteropus afer afer, 6375 nucleotides long. It is a transcript of the gene TDRD6, whose product is annotated as tudor domain containing 6. Gene Ontology annotation, biological process: spermatogenesis. The transcript has 5 exons. The record is from RefSeq and is a predicted model, not a curated record. The coding region runs from base 1 to 6375 and encodes 2124 amino acids. Lineage: Eukaryota; Metazoa; Chordata; Mammalia; Tubulidentata; Orycteropodidae.
AUGUGCUCGACUUCCUUGCUGCCGACGCCGGGAGCCUCGCUAGCCCUGCAGGUGUCCUUCGUGGAUGUGCAACCCGAGGUGAUCCCGGUACAGCUAUGGGGGCUGGUGGGCGAGCGGCGGGAAGAGUACGUGCGGCUGAGCCAGGAGAUCCAGGAGGCGGCGGCCACGUGCGGCGCGUGGGGGCUGGGUGGCGCCUCAGCCUCACGGGGUGAGCUGUGCCUGGUGCAGGUGGGAUUGAUGUGGCAUCGUUGCCGCAUAGUCAGCCGGCAGGCGCAGGAGACCCGCGUCUUCCUCCUGGACGAGGGCCGCACCAUCAAAGCGGGUGCUGGCUCCUUGGCGCCCGGGCGCAGCGAGUUCUUCCACCUGCCCUCCGAGGUGCUGGGCUGCGUGUUGGCGGGCUUGGUGCCUGCGGCCCGCGGCGGCGUUGGCGGGGGCGAGCCCCAGCAUUGGCCAUCCAGUGCCGUGGACUUCCUUAGCAGCCUGCAGGGCAAGGAAGUGCACGGGCGGGUCCUGGACGUGCUGCACCCCCAUCGCCUGGUCCUUUUGGAGGUGCCUGGUCUGUUCCAGCAGAUGCAGGAGCUCGGCCUGGCUCGCCUGGUGCCCGACAGCCUCUUCCGCUCCUUGCUGAAGCGCUACCUCAAAGCGGCCGCUGAAGGCAUGGGCCCCGGGACACCCGUUCUCCCACGAGUCCUGCCUAAGCAAGAACAACUUGGUCUAGAUUACUUCUAUCCCCAGCUGCAAAUGGGCGUGACGGAGCCAGUAGUGGUAACCCAAGUAUGCCAUCCCCACCGCAUUCACUGCCAGCUUCGCAGCCUCUCGCAGGAGAUUCGCCACCUCUCUGAGAGCAUGGCCCAGGUAUACCACGGGUCGAAGAGGACAGGAGAUGAGAACUGUACCAGAGCCACCUGGGAGGAGAGGGAGGGAAAGGAAGAGAACCCAGACAAGCCAGGUGCUCCUUGUGCUUCCUGUGGACUAGAUGGACAUUGGUACAGGGCGCUCUUGCUUGAAACUUUUCGGCCACAGUGCUGUGCCCAGGUCCUUCACGUAGACUAUGGAAGAAAAGAGUUAGUGAGUUGUAGUAGUCUUCGGUACUUGCUGCCUGAGUAUUUCCGGAUGCCUGUGGUGACCUACCCUUGUGCUUUGUAUGGACUCUGGGACCGUGGGAGAGGCUGGUCUAGAUCACAGAUUGGUGACCUGAAAGCACUGAUACUGGGCCAGGCAGUGAAUGCAAAGAUUGAAUUUUAUUGUUCCUUUGAGCAUGUGUACUAUGUCACACUGUAUGGAGAAGAUGGAAUUAAUCUUAACUGUGUAUUUGGAGUACAGUCAUGUUGCUUGGCUGACAGAUUCCUUCAGAAUCAGGGGAUAGAUGAGGAAGAGGAGGAGGAAGAAGAAACAGAAACAGCUCUUCACUCUCAGUCUCUUUCUGAAGAAAUGGAUGAAGAGAUUUCACUCCCCACCUUAAGAUCUAUCAGGUUAAAGUUGAAUGCCUUCUAUGAUGCCCAGGUAGAGUUUGUUAAAAAUCCUUCUGAGUUUUGGAUUAGGUUGAGGAAACACAAUGGCACCUUCAACAAGUUGAUGAGGAGAAUGUGUAGUUUCUAUUCCUCGGCCACUAAGCUGAAAGGUGUAGUUUUGAAACCUGAACCUGAUGACCUUUGCUGUGUCAAGUGGAAAGAAAAUGGCUAUUAUCGGGCCACCGUCACCCGAUUAGAUGACAAAAGUGUAGAUGUAUUCCUGGUUGACCGAGGCAAUUCAGAAAAUGUAGACUGGCAUGACGUAAGAAUGUUGCUUCCUCAGUUUAGGCGGCUACCAAUAUUGGCUCUGAAGUGCACUCUAGCAGAUAUUUGGCCUUUGGGGAAAAGUUGGAGUCAGGAAGCAAUUUCCUUCUUUAAAAAGACUGUGCUCCACAAAGAAUUAGUUAUACAUGUCCUUGAUAAGCAAGAUCAUCAAUAUAUUAUUGAGAUUCUUGAUGAAUCAAGAACUGGGGAAGAAAACAUCAGUAAAGUAAUUGCUCAAGGUGGAUAUGCCAAGUAUCAGGAAUUUGAAACAAAGGAUCACAUCCCACUAAGUGCCCACUCCCCAGGGCAUAUUUCAAGCCAUUUUACUGCAGAGCAUAGCAAAAUAUCUUCUAUCAGGAAGGUAGAAAUAGACCAGGGAGGAAAGCCAGAUCUUAAAACUACAAUUUCAGAAGUUUUGACUGGCAAAACAGUUGUUACAAAUGUUUCAGCUGGACUGGGUUUUCAGGAAAAAGAGAAAAGAACAUCUGUUUAUACUUCACUUACACAGAAUUCCUUGAAAAUUAAGCCAGGUUCUUCUUAUAAAGGAGAGCUAGAAGUUGGAAGUACAGUAGAAGUCACAGUGUCUUAUGUUGAAAACCCUGGCUAUUUCUGGUGCCAGCUGACUAGGAACAUUCAAGGUUUUAGAACUCUAAUGUGUAAUAUUCAGGACUAUUGCAAAAAUAUAGCUACUCCUUAUCAGGGAACCACCCCAGCUUGUUUGGUAAAAAGAACAGUAAAUGGAAAAUGGUCCAGAGCUCUGAUUAGUGGGGCACAAUCUGCAGAGCAUGUCAAAGUAAUAUUUGUAGAUUAUGGAGACAAAGACAUGGUCUCCGUGAAGAAUAUUUACUCAAUUAGUGAAGAGUUUCUUAAGGUUAAGGCUCAGGCUUUUAGAUGCAGUCUGUAUAAUUUAAUUCAACCAAUUGGUCAGAAUCCUUCUGUUUGGGAUGAAAAGGCAAUACAAGCUUUUAGUGAGUUUAUAGAUAAUGCAUGGGAAGGGAAUCUAGAAUUAAAAUGCACAAUAUUUGCUUUGGCGUCUGUAAAUGAUGAAGAACUCUUUAAUGUUGUAGAUUUGCUAACACCUUUUCAGAGUGCAUGCCACACUUUGGUAGAAAAGGGACUUGCAAGACCAGUAAAACUUAAGAAGCCUCUAGAGCCCUCUUUUCGGCUACACUCCUACUACUAUUCUACACAUGAUAUGAAAAUUGGAAGUGAGGAGUCAGUGUACAUAACACAUGUUGAUGACCCUUGGACAUUUUAUUGUCAACUGGCAAGAAAUGCAAACAUUUUGGAACAGUUAUCAUACAAUAUUACACAAUUAAGUAAAGUUUUACUGAAUUUAAAAACAUCUCCGUUGAUCUGUGGAACCUUGUACCUUGCCAAGUAUACUGAUGAAAACUGGUACAGGGGGAUAGUAGUAGAAAGAGAACCAAAUAAAAUCUUCUUUGUUGAUUUUGGGAAUGUUUAUAUAGUAACAAAUGAUGAUCUGCUUCCUAUACCUAGUGAUGCAUAUGAUGUCUUACUUUUACCUAUGCAAGCUGUUAAAUGUUCAUUAUCUGAUAUUCCUAAUCAUAUACCAAAAGAAGUUACAGCAUGGUUUCAGGAUACUAUUUUAGAUAAGUCACUAAAGGCAUUGGUUGUAGCAAAAGAUCCAGAUGGAAGACUCAUUAUAGAACUGUAUGAUGGCAGUAUUCAAAUUAAUGCUAAUAUUAAUGAGAAGUUAGAGCUACUUGGUUACAACGAUAGAGCAAGGAAAACAGAAGAAAGUAAAACACUCCUCUAUACAGCUGAAACUCUUGAAGAAAAAAAUAAAAAUAUGAAGUUGUUACCUACAGAACAUUUAAGUAAAUCAGUAGAGGACAAAUUAUACAGGAUGGAGAUCUUGGGAGAAUCAUACACACCUAAAAUAAGCUCAGUGUGUAAAGAACCCAAACUUUUACAGAGUGCAACAAAGACAAACUUAGUCCCUAAACAUCAGAACUCCAUGGGAGAUAAAAAUAACCUAGUGUCUCUAUUAACAACUGAAAAGAAGGAAGGAAUUUUUGCUAAGUCACCAUUGAAGGCCGCAAAACUAGAAGCCAUUGCUUCAGAGAGAAAAACAGGAGAAUAUAAUAAAGAUAUACCUCUUAAAUUUUCUGAGCUCCCUCAGAAGACUAUAUUGCCUGGUUUUAAAACAUCUGUUUAUGUUUCUCACAUAAAUGACCUUUCAGACUUUUAUGUUCAACUAAUGGAAGAUGAAGCUGAAAUUAAUCAUCUUUCCAAGAGAUUAAACAAUGUUAGAACAAGACCUGAAUAUUAUGCAGGUCCACCUUUGCAAAGAGGAGAUAUAAUAUGUGCCAUUUUUCCGGAAGACAAUUUAUGGUAUCGGGCUGUGGUCAAGGAUCAACAAACUGAUGACCGUUUAUCUGUACAGUUUAUAGAUUAUGGCAAUGUUUCUGUGGUUUGUACUAACAAAAUAGGUACACUUGACCUAAUCAAUGCAAUGUUGCCAGGACUGUGCAUUCAUUGCUCGUUAAAGGGAUUCUGGGAUUCUGAGAUUAUAAACUGUAAGGAAAUGAUGCAUUACUUUUCCCAAAGAACAGAUGAGGCUCAAAUAAGAUGUGAAUUUGUUAAAUUUCGAGAUAGAUGGGAAGUUAUUCUUGCUGAUGAACAUGGGAUCAUAGCAGAAGAUAUGAUUAGCAGAUACGCUUUCAGUGAGAAAUCUCAAGGAGGACUUUCUACUCGAGUAAUUAAAGGCACCCAUUCAAAGCCUAUUAACUCAAACAUUGACAUUUCAGUAUUUCUUAAUUGGUAUAAUCCAGAGAUGAAGGUAGUAAGAGCUUAUGCAUCUGUGAUAGAGGGACCUGAGUACUUUUGGUGUCAAUUUGCUGAUACUGAGAGACUUCAGUAUUUAGAAGCUGAAGUACAAACUGCUGGACAACUUGUAGCAAAGUGGAGAAAUUGUAUCACAUAUCCUCAUAUUGGAGAUCCUUGCAUAGUGAAAUAUAGAGAAGAUGGACAAUAUUACAGGGCACUUAUCACCAAUGUUUGUGAAGAUUAUCUUGUAUCUGUCAGGCUUGUGGACUUUGGAAACACUGAAGACUGUGUGGACCCAAAAGCACUCUGGAAUAUUCCUUCUGAACUUCUGUUGGUUCCCAUGCAAGCUUUUCCAUGUUGCCUCUCAGGAUUUAAUAUUUCAGAAGGAGUGUGCCCUCCAGAGGGAAAUGACUAUUUUUUUGAAAUAGUAACAGAAGAUGUGUUGGAACUAACGAUAUUGCAGAUCAAAAGGGAUGUUUGUAAUAUCCCUUUAGCAAUUGUUGACUUGAAAAGCAAGGGUGAAAGUAUUAACGAGAAAAUGAAGAAAUAUUCUAAGAUUGGUAUUACUGACGGUGAUCUAUCCUAUGAAAAAUGUGGUCCAGAGAGAAAGGGAGCUUUUGGGUACCUUAGUCCUGAUGUUGGACCUAAGAAACAACGUAGUAAAACUCAACAGGAUGAAGCACUGCGUGUGGAACCACAGAUAGAUGAAAUCUCUGAAAAAAUUGAAGAGGAUUUAAAUAUUAUUGAAAGUAAACCAUGUAAAUCCUAUGACCAUGAAACUAAUGAUAGUUUUGAAGCUUUUGAAAACUCAUGCACAGAUAAAAUUGGUAGUGAUGUUCUAGAAGGUGAAGUAGAGGGUCAUUUGGUUGACAAAACAAAGCUUGAUAAAUACCUAAGUAUGAGACAUAACAAAUUGUCACCUUGUGCUAGUGAAACAAAGGAGGUAUCAGAACUGAAUUCACUUGAGUUGCCACUUUCUCCUGAUGGUGAACCAAAAGACUUCUUAGAACUAGAGUCCAUUGAGUUGCAGCUUUCAUUACUUGGGAAGGAAGAUAAAGAAGAGCUUGCCCUGGUGCCACCAAUUAUGCCACUUUCCCCAGGUGGUGAUGCAGAAGCCACCCUGGAGCCCUUUACAGAACAGCUUCCACACAGUGAUGAAGCUGAGAAACAACCAGAACUGGGACUACAUCUAUCUCUAGAUGACAAAAUAAACCCUUUGCCUUUAAAACUUAGUCAGAAAGCCCAAGAGUCUGUGUGUGCUGCGGACACCAGAAAGUCAAGUUGCGUGGAAUGUUUUGAUGAGCCGCUCAGGUUACCAUUGAAUCUACAUGGAAAGAAUUGUAAUCCCAAAAUGCCAAUCAAAAUGAAUAUAUUUGAAGAGGAAUUGACAGAAUGUAACAGGGAUGCCAUUUCUUCAUUAAUUUCUUUGUUCUCUGAAGAGGAAUCUGGAGAGGAAAGGAAAUACAAUAAUGCUUUACCAGAUCAUGUCUCAGAGAGCACUUAUGCACUGAAAGGAUUCACAGUUGGAUCCAAAUGUGUUGUGUGGUCAAGUUUAAGAAACACGUGGUCAAAGUGUGAGAUUUUGGAAAUAGCUGAAGAAGGCACAAGGGUUUUGAACCUUUCAAAUGGUGUGGAGGAAAUAGUAGAUCCUGAGAAUGUCUGGAAUGGCAUACCCAGCUUUGAUAAGAGUCCAUCUGAGGCUGUAUUCCAAACAGUGGGAAAAGAUCUUUACCUCAUGUCGCUGGAUGAUACUGCAAUUAAAGGAAAGGGUUCCAGAGAUGGUACAGAUCUAACUGUGGAUCCAUAG